Anopheles aquasalis is the source of this 4340-nucleotide messenger RNA. RefSeq names its product tyrosylprotein sulfotransferase (gene Tpst). The record is from RefSeq and is a predicted model, not a curated record. Gene Ontology annotation, biological process: peptidyl-tyrosine sulfation. Gene Ontology annotation, molecular function: protein-tyrosine sulfotransferase activity. NCBI's taxonomy places the organism in Eukaryota, Metazoa, Arthropoda, Insecta, Diptera, Culicidae. Gene Ontology annotation, cellular component: Golgi apparatus.
UGUUGUUCAAUGUGCAAUUGUCGUGUGUUGGCGGCUAUGCACCGCGCGUGUUGUUAGCCUGGCUUAGCGCCGCGUUCCAUGCGGCCGGGACUCUGCCUAGAUGCUAUCGAUUAUGUUCCCUUUCUGCUCUGCGUUUCUCGACUGUGCGCUGUUUGUUUGUGAUUUGUGUUAUGUUUGUUCAUGUCGGUGAUUGUGUACACCCGCCUCGGGGUCGGAACGCCUCUACAACGGUGCGUUGUUCUUCCCAGUGCUUGACACAAGUGUUUUAACGACAACCCGAUACGCAAUGACAGCAGGGUGCCAUCAUCAUCUCAAUGCAAUCAAACCAAAGACGACUCGGGCCGAUUUGCAAUCAAAAAGUAGUUAAGAACAUAUCCAACGGAUAAUCUCUCACUUCUUGUGAAGAUGAUGGCGUCGACGGAUCUGUGACGAAAGAGCUGUGGCACAUUCGAAACGGUUAAAGCAAGUGUUAAACAGUCUGUAACGGUACCAGCAGAUGCCAAAAUCCACGCGAUGAGUAACAUGUGAAAUUUACCGUUUUUCCAUACAAUCGCUAGUGUGACUUCGAGUGAACGAGGCGACGAGAUGUGCAUACAAAUCGUUAUAAUGUUCCCAAAAACCAAAGACCGAUGACGAUAAUUUGUAUUGGCCAAAUAUCGGCGAUCAUUAGGCAGCUAUCACUGUUUUGCUUCAGCAAACUAUAGUGUGAGAUAUUUAAUAGUUCGCAACCAAAAGAACGACUUAAACUAGAAAAGAAAAGCAUUUUAGUAUAGAAGAAGCAAGGAAUAGAAUAGAGUCAUAGCUUUGGUGUGUAGCGCAGAUUUUACCGGCAUUCCAUACAGGUUUUUUAUUUUUGUUUAAUAACUUAUUUCCGGCUCAUUGUUUUGUUGCAUUGCUCCAUGGUGGUGGUGCAAGUGGUACUAGAAUUACAUCGAAAUAAUAACGAGAAACAAUAGUUGGAAAUAGCAAUGCGCGUGAUACUACGCAAUCGCAAGCUGUUGCUGGUAGGUUUAGUUGUUCUAGGCGUGGUAUUUCUAUGCUGGAACUGGUCUGUUUUUUUGGCUUCCUGUUGGGGUGGGACACGUUUAGAAAGCAAUGCCAAGUUAGGCUACAUGGUUCGAGACGACGAGACACAAGAAGGCACGAGUAAUGGCUUCCGAUAUCACCGAAAUAUGCCGCUCAUAUUUAUCGGAGGUGUUCCUCGCUCCGGUACCACGCUAAUGCGUGCCAUGCUCGAUGCACAUCCGGAAGUGCGGUGUGGACAGGAAACGCGUGUUAUCCCGCGUAUCUUGCAGCUCCGAUCACACUGGAUGAAAUCGGAGAAAGAAUCGGUGCGACUAGUGGAGGCCGGUAUCACGAAGGAGGUGCUGAAUGGGGCGAUAGCCCAGUUCUGCCUUGAGAUAAUAGCGAAACACGGUGAUCCGGCACCCCGGCUGUGUAACAAAGAUCCGCUCACACUUAAAAUGGGCUCAUACGUGAUUGAGCUAUUUCCACAGGCAAAGUUUUUGUUCAUGGUACGGGACGGGCGAGCCACGGUGCACUCGAUAAUUUCGCGCAAAGUUACGAUCACUGGCUUUGAUUUGACCAGUUACCGGCAAUGUCUGACCAAAUGGAACCAAGCUAUUCAGACGAUGCACGACCAGUGUAAAGAGAUUGGCAACGAUCGGUGUAUGAUGGUAUACUACGAGCAGCUAGUGCUGCACCCGGAAGAAUGGAUGCGGAAGAUACUGCAAUUUCUUGACAUUCCGUGGAACGACUCCGUGCUGCACCACGAAGAAUUUAUCAACAAAGAAAAUGGAGUCGCACUGUCGAAGGUGGAACGGUCCUCGGAUCAGGUAAUUAAACCCGUAAACCUGGAAGCACUUUCGAAGUGGGUUGGCAAAAUACCAAACGAUGUGGUGCGAGAAAUGGCCGAAAUUGCACCGAUGUUGUCAGUACUCGGCUACGAUCCAUACGCCAAUCCGCCCAAUUAUGGGAUUCCGGAUUCUUACGUUCAGGAGAACACAUUUAAAGUGUUAUCCAACUCGCAAAUGUGGGAGCAUCGUGCUAAGGAACUGCUAAACCGCAAAGCACGUGAAGGCAUUGUCGAUCACGAACAUCCUUCGAAAUUGAUAGCGGACGAAGAUGAUUAUGGCGCUGGAAGUAAGGAUCGCAAGAUGCGAUGAGGAGGAACUGGACAGAUCAACAGGAGUAUCACGUUUUAGAAACCAACAAGGAGGUCUACCUAUGUCAUAUUUAUUGACAUUAGCGAGACAAAAGUUAAUUUAAACCACUGAUUCGCUACCCAACGCAAGAGGUAUGAUAGAGAAAGGAAAUGAAUGUUUGCUUAAAUGUAGCAAGCACAGGGAGUAUUUACUUAUCUGACCAUGCAGACUGCGCAUGCUGUAGUGCACUGCAACUGCCUCGCCACGGUAUAAAUGACUGAUAAGCACUCGCUUUUGUGCGUGUUUUGGUAGAUGUGUAUCAGCGUGGCCAUUUAUACACCAAUGUAUAGCUGGCAUGAAUAUAGGUAUAUAGAUUUAGUUACUCCUUACAUCCUACAUCUCACGUUUCCUAUCAUUGUGGAUGGUUCCCUAUCUACUCACUAUCUCACUAAGUUUGAGAAAGUCAAAAAUUAUAAACGAUGACUAGAAACGAAAAAAUCAGAACAGUUUGAGUGCUCACUUUUCGAACGCACAAAAAAGAUACAGCAGCAUCAGAAUGUGGGAUCUAGUGAUUACUGAAUAGUUAUUAUCGAUCCAAAUCAUUUCUUUACUUACUAUUAUCUACUUGGCGCUAUUAUCUAAGGCGCUAAGCGGCUUACAGAUGGUGGCAACAUGAAUCGAGGCAAACAACGUACAACGUGAAACAAUGAACAAUAUAUAGUACAGGACGCACACGAUUACGUUCGGAGAAGCUGUUAUACCUAACAGGCACUAGUUUACAUAUGCAGCAACAUAAUUCAAGGUGAAAUGAGCGUAAAGUGCCGAUUUAAAAUAGAGAAUUAUGGUCCAGUGUAGUGAAUCAGUACAGAAACAGGACACUGCGCGAAUAGUAAACCAGAAAACCGCAAACUACAAUCACAAACGCAAACGCACAGAGGGGAAUGUUGAGAAUUUAUGUUUCAAGCAGAUUGUCGAACCGGCGAGAGAAAUAUUUCAGUAUCCAACGUGUAGGCGAGCAGCUCUUAGCCCUUCUAGUUUAAUGCAAGGGAAUGAUGCCCUUUCGGGAGACGCGAGCAACAUCUUAUGCUUGCCAUUCGAUCGAUCGAUCUAUCCAAUUCAUAUCGAUCAAGUUGUUAAAAAGAUUUUAUUGAACGCUGUAGCAGGGGGAAAUGCAAUGGUGUACUAUAAUCGCUGAUGAUAAUUUUAAAUGUGGAUGAGGGAGCUGUCGCGUCCCGUAGCAAAUGAAAUAAAACGAAUAAGUAAUAAAGUACGGAUAAAAUUAGGCAUACAUCACAGAAAAUGUAUUACAACAAAUGAUACAGAUAGAGCUAUCGAUGGUACGAAAACGUUAAUUAAUUUGAAACCAACAGAGAAAAAACAUACAUAUGUACAGCAGUUAUGGUUUUCUAAAGAAUUCAACGUUCGUUUUUUUAUCGAUUUUGUGCCAGUUAUAUCAAUAAUACACUAGAAAUUAUACUAGCCACCGAAGCACGCAUUCCUAUGUGACUAUAUUAACGUCGAAGUCAGGUGAGUGCCAACGAGCACCGAUCGAUAAGUGCUCGUUGACAUCAAGGAUUGUGAUAUAUGUUUAUUGUGAUAUACUUUCAAAGACACAUACAAGCUAAAUAUACACUUUUUAUUUUCCAAUAUUUUUUCAGCCAAUUGUUCGUCCUAUGAACACUUGCUGAAUAGAACAUAUAGAUGGAAAAACGCCAAGCAAAAUUAAAACACACGCUGCUAUUAUACGCUUUGCUGUAACAAGCAGUUGUAAUUGGCAGUGGGUUGGGUGUGUUUUGAACGCCGUUUUCAUGUGAUGUGAUGGAGUAGCGCAGUUGAAAAGAUUUUUGUAAUUUUGUAAUCGAUGGAGUAAUUUUAUACAUCAUAUUUUAUAUCCCGCUCAAUUUUAGACGAGAUUCCGUCUUUUUAUCUCGUCAGAAUUGUAAUAGCUAAGACCAAAUCGUUCGUCCAAAAAUUAUUGUCUCUUUUACUUUUUCUGCUACCGACAAUUGGUUAAAAUUGGGACAAAUACUUUUGAUGUCAAACUGUAUGUAGCACCGUAAUGGACGCCUACUUACACUCUUCUGCCUGAUGCUAGCUUAUAUAUAUAUACGGUUAUUGCUUGCCAAUUAACAAGUUAUAGAAGAAACAUCAACAAUAUGGUACCGACAUCUUAUGAAUUCUUAUUUUUCCUGGUUA